Molecule: messenger RNA, 1568 nt
Organism: Gallus gallus (chicken)
Lineage: Eukaryota; Metazoa; Chordata; Aves; Galliformes; Phasianidae
Product: wiskott-Aldrich syndrome protein family member 2-like
Exons: 1
Coding region: 1023-1568 (181 amino acids)
Source: RefSeq, a predicted model, not a curated record
AGCAUAAUUCAUCUCAUGUCACUUCAAGCUGUGGAAACGGAGACAUGUAGAUAACUUUAAUGCAGAGAAAUUGGAGCAAUUUUAGGGCACAAAUCAUCUGAUCUAUUUGAGGCGUCCACUUGAGGAUGACAUGACUCAUGCGCUACAGAUGCUCAAUUCUUUCCUGUGUAUGAAGGAAGCCUAUAUUAGAUGUAGACUUCUCCAUGACGGAGGUCUAGAUAGGGUUGGAUGGGUCCCACCUGCUGUGCCAUACAUGUGAUUCAGCAUUUCCCCAGAACGGGUGGUGAGGGCAUUAAACUAUUAAUACAGCCGCACACAUUAAUCCUCCACAUAAAACUCGUGUUGUCUCAGCAAGGAACCUUCACUGAAACGCGUGAUUGUGAAACGUGAGGUUACCUGGCAGUAAGUAUCUGUGAAAACCUAUUACCCCUGCGACUUAAGUCGAUUGGAUUAACUUAAGAAGUGCCUAUGGGUUUAGGAAAAUGGAUGUAGAGGAAUGUCUUUGCUUUCUCACUUCAGAAUUGGUAGGAAAAAAUAUAACAGGAGAAAACAUGACCAAGAAAAAAAAAAAUAAAAGCUGUAGGAACAUAUAGGCCUAUUUCAGGUGAGGUGCACCCCGUUCCCACAUAUUCAGAUGAGGGGAUUGUAAAACACAAUGCAGCUGAGACAUAAUGCUGCAAUAAAACAUUGGUACCAGAGUCAGCACACACGCAGGGCUGCAGCACCGUGCAUUUCUCAUGCCGUGAUGGUGUUCUGCUGUGUACAGAAAUAAGUGACCAAACAUUAAAUAAGCACGGCAGGCUGCCAUCUCUGGGACUGUCCCUGAGAGGAAGCUAUCGGGUUACAUCUGUUAAGACAGCUGAAGCACAAAAGCCAUCAUGUCAUUAUUCGUCAAACACAGCGCGGUGCUUUGGCACAGGUAUCGAUAAAGCCUUGUGGAACGCGCGUACGCCUCGGUGACACAGGAAGGUAUGCAAGGUGAUGGAAGCGUGAACACCGACAGAUAGGUGUUUCUCUGAGGCAUGCCCCGUGCAGGGCUCACAGCUGGUUUCCUACGGUGCUGUGCAGCCCUCGAGCCGCGACACCGGCCAGGCGUGAGGCGCAGCCGUGCGCAGGCCGCGGUGCCCCCGCAGCGCGAUGCUGAGGGCUCAGCUCAGCGCCGGGCCCGCCCCACUAUCACCCACCGCACCCCAAUGCUGCCGCCGGGCAGCACCGCUUCUGCCCGAAGGGAUUUCUGCCUUCGCCGUGCCCCCACCCCAUGCCUGCUGCAGGCUCGCAGCUGGGCGGCGGGCUGCAGUCCGCCCGCGCAGCCUCUAGGGUUCCCCUCAGCCCUCAGCCACCGGCGCUUCUCCUUCGGGCACUUCGCCCUUUGGAAGAUGGGGCGGCAGCCCUACGCCGUGCACACACCGAUCCCUUCGGCCGGAGCCCGUCAGCAGCGCCGGACCAGGCGCAGGCCCCGCUCCCCGCCCCGAGGCCGGGCGGGAGGUGCCGCCCCGGAGCCGCCGCAGCCCUCCCCGCCGGAGCCUCCCCAUCCGCCCCGCACCGGCCGCCGGCUUCCGUGCGGCUGA